AAUUGCAGAUUGAAAGUUAGUAUUAAAUUAAGAAGAAGAAGAUGGUGCGAGUUAUCAUUAAAGGUGGUGUAUGGAGAAAUACCGAGGAUGAAAUCCUUAAAGCUGCUAUUAUGAAAUAUGGAAAGAAUCAGUGGAGUCGUAUCGCAUCUCUUUUACAUAGGAAAUCGGCAAAACAAUGCAAGGCCCGUUGGUAUGAAUGGUUGGAUCCUGGAAUUAAGAAAACGGAAUGGUCACGAACGGAAGACGAAAAGUUGUUACAUUUGGCAAAACUUAUGCCAACACAGUGGCGGACAAUAGCACCAAUAGUUGGGCGAACAGCUGCUCAGUGCUUGGAACGUUACGAGCAUCUACUGGACGAGGCCCAGAAAAAAGCGGAACAAAUAGAUGAAAGUGAAGAUCUGAACGAUGCUAGGAAGUUGAGACCAGGUGAAAUAGACCCGACACCUGAAACCAAACCAGCAAGACCUGAUCCAAUUGAUAUGGAUGAAGAUGAGCUUGAAAUGCUUUCUGAGGCUCGUGCAAGAUUAGCAAACACACAGGGCAAAAAGGCAAAACGUAAGGCCCGCGAAAAGCAGCUUUCAGAAGCUCGUCGCCUUGCUUCGCUGCAGAAACGACGUGAAUUGCGCGCUGCUGGUAUUCCAUGGGGGCAGCACAAAUUUCAACGCAGAAAUCCAUUGUAUCUAGAUUACAGCGCAGAGAUUCCAUUUGAAAAACCUGUCCCACCGGGAUUUUACGAUCCAUCGGAGGACAAAUUUGAAAAGGAUACGACAUUCAAAAAGCAGACUCGAGCAGAAAUUGAAGGUGUCCGACGUGACGACGUUGAAAACGAAGAACGUAAGAAGGAUCGUGAGAAAUUGAAAAAGAGAAGGGCCGAGGGUAAUCCUGAAUCAAUUUUUGAACAGAAGGUUGAAAAGAAACGUUCAAAGCUUAUUUUACCAUUACCGCAAAUAUCGGAUAAAGAAAUGGAAGAAAUCGUCAAGAUUGGACAAGCAACAGAUACUAUUCGUGAAUUUAGUGAUAAUAAUCCAACAAGUACACUUCUGCAUGAUUAUCAGAUGCCGAUCCAUGAAAAUACUGCGCGAACAGCACGUACACCAUCGAUGUACGCCGACGCUUUGCAAAAGGAAGCUGAAAAUCUUCUUGCUCUACAGAAUGCUCCAACACCUUUGAAAGGAGGUGUAAAUACCCCACUGCAUGAUCUAAAUUUGCAAUCGGCUUUACCACAAGAUCGUUCAGUUGUUACUCCGAAUACUGUCCUUUCAAAUAUUGCAGCUACACCUUCUAUUUUACAAGGAACACCAGGGCAAUCAGAACCUGCUACACCAUCUAGUACACCGUUCCGGGAUCAACUGAGUAUCAAUAACCCACAGUUAUCGUAUGAUUCACGCGGUGAGUUAAAGAAAGCACUGAGUUCAUUACCAGCACCGCGAAAUGAAUUUGUCAUCAUGGUACCGCCGGAAGAAACUGAGGCAUCGCAAGAAGAAGCAACGGAAUGGGUAGAAGAUGCCAGUGAUGUGGAUGCUCAAAAAGCGGAAGCGCUUGAAUUGCUACGUAUCCAGAAAUUGAAAAAGGAAUCACAGGUUGUACAACGUGAGUUACCAAAACCAUCAAAAAUUAACGAACAGAGUUUCAAAUCAAUUUCCAGUAAGAGUGAUAUUGGCAAGGCGGAUGAUCUGAUAAAGACUGAAAUGUUUGUUAUUCUGAAGCACGACGUCAAUGAACACCCAAUCGACGAUAUUUCUAUAGAGGAUCUAGGAGAAGCAGAAAAAAUGAUACAGAACGAAUUACGACCGGAAGAACAUGCUAGUUUGAACGCAAAUCUGUGGGCUGUUAUAGAGCAGUGUUCGUCGGAAUUAAUUUUGGCACAAAAUAAAUUUACUCGUUUGGGCGUUCUACCUAAAAAGGACCAAAUUGAUGCCCUUUCAGCUAAAUUCCAGCUUUAUCGAGAUUGGAUGAAUACACGUGCUAAAAAGACGGCAAAAAUGGAGAAGAAACUGAAAGUGAAAUUGGCUGGUUAUCAGAGCAUCGGACAGCAUUUGAUAAAACUUAUCGAAGAAGUAAGAGCAGAAUUGGAAGCGUGUAAACGUGAAAAAGCUACGUUUGAAUUGUUAGAAAAGAAUGAGGAGAAAGCAAUCAGGAAGCGGCUGAACAAACUUAUGGAUGAGGCCACGCAGCAGGAAAAUCGUGAAAAAGAGUUGCAGAAACGCUUCGAUGAACUGAUGCAAGAGAAGUGGAAUAUUGGGCAAGCACUUGUUCGAAUGGACGCGACAAUCACUGCUCAGCCAAUUGCGUAUCAAUGAGAAAUGAAAUAUCUUUCUGUUGGAUAUUUUUUUUAUACGCGUUUAUUUUUUCUUUAAUUUGAAUUUGUUUUUGAUCAUAUGUUUUGCUGCGUUAGCCUUUUCCAAAUACUUGAAAAUGUUUCUGCAGAAUUUCUACAUAUGCAAAUAAACUGUGUUAGUGUAUGAAACGUUUAGAUAAAUAUAUUCCCGUUUAGGGAUGUUUUCAGUUAGUUUGUUUUGCCUACAUUUCUCAUAUAUUUUAAAUACAUAUUGUCGAAAUGUAAUGCACAUUGUUGUUUUGACACAAAAUUACUUUGAUUGGUCAUUAUUAGACUCUCUGAAACUGUAUGCUUUCUAGUACAGUUGUUUGCUGCGAGUUAAAAUCUGAUGAUUUUACUGGUAAUGUCAUAGCAACAAUAAAUCGGAAAAGAAAAUAUUGAUCGUAUCUAAAUAAUUGCGUUGAUUGGAUUUUUUAAUGUUUGCUAAAAUCAUAUUAUGUUUGUUUGCGAGAAUUUUGGAUGUAUUUCAUUUACAUACAAGAAUUAUUACAUGAAUAACGGUGUUUCCCGUGUCAUACUGCUGUGACACUUUUCUGUAUUACCAAUUGUGAUAAAGAUAAUCGAAUGAAAAAUUUGUUAAUUG
Molecule: messenger RNA, 2921 nt
Organism: Loa loa (African eye worm)
Lineage: Eukaryota; Metazoa; Nematoda; Chromadorea; Rhabditida; Onchocercidae
Exons: 17
Coding region: 42-2300 (752 amino acids)
Biological process (GO): regulation of transcription by RNA polymerase II; mRNA splicing, via spliceosome
Cellular component (GO): Prp19 complex; spliceosomal complex
Molecular function (GO): RNA polymerase II transcription regulatory region sequence-specific DNA binding; DNA-binding transcription factor activity, RNA polymerase II-specific
Source: RefSeq, a predicted model, not a curated record